AUGGAUUCCCCCACGUCCUCAUCGUCCGUUGCCAAUUUUUAUUACAAAGAGUUUUUAGCCGAUGAGGGUGACUCGACCGAUGAGGAGGUCGAGCACGAGGCGGUUACAAGUGUGUGCGAAUUCGCAACGCGGUACAUGAAACAUUGUAGUCGGCCUCAACGUGAAAUUUUCCUACGAGAAUAUAUUGAACGAGACCGACGUUCGGCAAACGAUCGAUUGAUGAAAGAUUACUUCGAUGAAGCGCCUACUUACCCAAACCCAAACGUUUUUAGGCGUCGUUUCCGGAUGAGUAAACGUUUAUUUCUACGCAUUGUUGAAGACUUGGAAAACAAAUUUGAUUAUUUUAAACAAAAAGCGGAUGCGAGAGGGAAGCUUGGAUUUACCGGUAUUCAAAAGUGUAUUUCAGUGCUACGAGUCCUUGCGUAUGGAAACACGACCGACAUCAACGACGAGUAUUUAAAGAUGAUCAAGAAAACAACACGCGAUACCUUGGAACUUUUUUGUGACGGUAUAAUAAAUUUGUACGGUGCACGUUAUCUGAGAAAGCCUAUAUGGUACGAUCUUCAACAAAUUCACAAGGUCCAUUCUAAUCAACAUGGUCUACUGGGCAUGAUCGAGAGCUUGGAUUGUCGCCAUUGGCGGUGGUAUAAUUGUCCAACCGCAUGGCGAGGUCAACACACACGAGGUGACCAUGACGGACCAUCGGUUAUUCUUCAGGCGGUUGCCUCACACGACCUUUGGGUUUGGUCGACUUACUUUGGUCUCGCGGGGUCAUGCAAUGAUAUAAACAUUUUCGAACAAUUUCCAUUGGUAGAGGAUUUCAUUUCUGGUAGAGCUGCAAAAGCAUCUUUUUAUGCAAACAUAAACUACUAG
Messenger RNA from Helianthus annuus (common sunflower), 873 nucleotides. RefSeq lists its product as uncharacterized. NCBI's taxonomy places the organism in Eukaryota, Viridiplantae, Streptophyta, Magnoliopsida, Asterales, Asteraceae. The transcript is spliced from 2 exons. The record is from RefSeq and is a predicted model, not a curated record. Bases 1 to 873 code for a protein of 290 amino acids.